This is a messenger RNA of Protobothrops mucrosquamatus (brown spotted pit viper), 2804 nucleotides long. Its product is annotated as zinc finger protein 91-like. Gene Ontology annotation, biological process: regulation of transcription by RNA polymerase II. NCBI's taxonomy places the organism in Eukaryota, Metazoa, Chordata, Lepidosauria, Squamata, Viperidae. Bases 493 to 2661 code for a protein of 722 amino acids. Gene Ontology annotation, molecular function: RNA polymerase II cis-regulatory region sequence-specific DNA binding; DNA-binding transcription factor activity. The transcript has 4 exons. The record is from RefSeq and is a predicted model, not a curated record.
GCACCGGGAAAAGUGGACAAAGUUCCAGUUGUGAGAUUUUCUGCAUUUAGAAAGCCCUGCAAAUGAGAAGGCGCCAGAAAUUAUGCUGGGUGGAGAAAUACUUCGAUAGAAGGUCCCCUCAGAGGAACCAGGAGAGACUCUUCAAGUGCUCUGAGUGUGGGAUAUCCUUUGCUCACAAAUCCCUCCUUUUGAUUAACCGGACGCUGGACAUGAGGAAUGGAUCUCAUCUGUGUUUAAAGUGUGGGAACUCAUUUCGUGGCUGUGAAGCUUUCCCAAACAUCUCCGGAGCCACCCCGGACUGAAGCCCUACAAAUGUGGAGAGUGUGGGAAGCAUUUUGCUAAAGGCUGGGACAUCGGAGCUCCUUAGCGUAUCCACCAGGGAAAGAGACCUCACGAAGGCCUCAGUGUUUUUCCAGGCCUCAGAACAGCCCAACUGAAGAGGAACCCUGCAAUUGUGUGCAAUGCGGGUUUUGCUUUUCUCAAAACUCAGAGAUGCUUAAACAUCAACAAAUCCACACGGGACAAAAACCUUAUCAAUGUCUGGAGUGUGGGAAAUCUUUUGUUCGAAAAACAAGUCUCAAAAUCCACGGGAAAAUUCACAUGGAAAAAAAACCUUAUAAAUGCUUAGAGUGUGGUAAAUGUUUCACUCAAAGUUCAUCUCUUUGCAAACAUACUAAAACACACGAAGAGGAGGAAAGCAGAACGUGCCUAGAAUGUGGGAAAUGUUUUUCCAGCAAAUCAUCCCUGCAACGACAUCAGAAAGUCCACACUGGGAAAAGACCCCAUGAAUGCCGAAAAUGUGAGAAACGAUUUGAGACUGCUUCCACCCUAUUGAGACACCAAAAGACGCACAUUGGAGAAAAACUCUAUAAAUGUGAAGUUUGUGAGAAAUGCUUUUCUCUAAAGGGAAGUUUUUUUCGACAUCAGAUCAUCCACACAGGGGAGAAACCCUAUCAGUGCAUCGAGUGUGGGAAAUUUUUUCGUACGAUGUCAAGCCUCGGACAUCAUAAGAAAAUUCACAGAGGGGAAAAAAAAUACAAAUGUUUAGACUGUGGGAAAGCAUUUAUUCAUUCAGCUCAUCUUAGAAGUCACUGGCAAGUCCAUAUAGGAGAGAAGCCCCAUAAAUGCUCAGAGUGCGAUAAAUGUUUUUCUACGAAAAAUAGACUUUUGAUACAUCAGAGAACCCACAGUGGAGAGAAACCAUACAAAUGUCCGGAGUGUGGGAAGUCUUUUCCUUGCCAAGAAUAUCUUAAAAAACACCAGACGAUUCACACAGAAAAGAAGCGUAUCAGGUCUAAAGAGAAAAAUGAAAUGUGCUCAGAAUGUGGGAGAUGUUUCUCCCAAAGGUCACACCUAAUUCGACAUGAGAGACUUCACACCGGAGACAGGCCCUAUCAAUGCCCAGAAUGUGACAAGCGAUUUGUGGAGUCUGCUGAACUCCGGAGACACCAGAGGGGGCACACAGGAGAGAAGCCCUAUAAAUGUGGGGAGUGCGCAAAAGGUUUUCUCACAGCAACACUACUUCGGGUUCAUGGGAGAAUCCACACUGGGGAGAAGCCGUACAAAUGUGUGGAGUGUGGGAAAUGCUUUUCCCAAAAACAACACCUUGGAAGUCAUCAAAAGUGUGGGAAAUCUUUUGUUCGAAAAACAAGUCUCAAAAUCCACGGGAAAAUCCACAUGGAAAUAAAACCUUAUAAAUGCUUAGAGAAAUCAGUCCUGCAGCGACAUCAGACAGUCCACACUGGGGAGCGACCUUAUGAAUGUCUGGAAUGUGGGAAAUGUUUUUCCAGGAAAUCAUCCCUGCGGGAACAUCAGAAAAUCCACACUGGGGAAAGACCCCAUGAAUGCCCAGAAUGUGAGAAACGAUUUGGGAGUCAUUCCACACUUUGGACACACCAAAAGACGCACACAAGAGAAAAACCUUAUAAAUGUAACGAUUGUGAGAAAUGUUUUGCUCUAAAGAAAAGUCUUUUUCUACAUCAGAUAAUCCACACAGGGGAGAAACCCUAUCAGUGCAUCGAUCAUUCCACACUUUGGACACACCAAAAGACGCACACAAGAGAAAAACCUUAUAAAUGUAACGAUUGUGAGAAAUGUUUUGCUCUAAAGAAAAGUCUUUUUCUACAUCAGAUAAUCCACACAGGGGAGAAACCCUAUCAGUGCAUCGAGUGUGGAAAUUUUUUUCGUUCAAUAUCAAACCUCGGAAAGCAUAAGAGAAUUCAUAGAGGGGAAAAAAAAUACAAAUGUUUAGACUGUGGGAGAGCAUUUAUUAAUUCAUCUCAUCUUAGAAGUCACUGGCAAGUCCAUAUAGGAGAGAAGCCCCAUAAAUGCUCAGAGUGCGAUAAAUGUUUUUCUAGGAGAUAUAGCCUUUUGUUACAUCAGAGAACACACAGUGGAGAGAAACCAUAUAAAUGUCCGGAGUGUGGGAGAUGUUACGCCCAAAGGACAAGCCUAACUCGACAUGAGAGACUUCACACCGGAGACAGGCCCUAUCAGUGCCCAGAAUGUGACAAGCGAUUUCUGGUGUCUGCUGAACUCCGGAUACAUCAGAGAAUCCACACAGGAGAGAAGCCCUAUAAAUGUGUGGAGUGUGGGAGAUGCUUUUCCCAAAAACAACACCUUGGAAGUCAUCAAAAGGUCCAUAAAAGAAGGAAGCCAUAAAGACUCAUAGUGUGUAGAAAUGUUUUGCUUAAAAGGGAGAUAUCAGAAAACUCAAAUGGGAAAAGGCCUUACGCCCUGAUGGUGGACCAGUUUUUUAUAGUUGUUCAACCCUUAGAAGUCAUGUAAGAGUUCCUAAAGAGGGG